AUGCCGAAACAACUAUCGGGCUUCACUGAGUUCACCCCAAGCAAGGACAUCCCUUCUCUCAGUGGGAAAGUCAUUUUUAUUACAGGCGGCACUGCGGGUGUGGGAAAGAGUACUCUAGAGCAAUUAGCACAGCAUCAGCCAGCUCAUAUAUACUUCACUGGCCGAAAUCAAUCUGCUGCUAAGCAAGUAGUCAGCCUUGUCAAGGCUGCUCAGCCGAACAUUUCCAUUACAUUCAUUCAAAUGGACCUCUCCUCCCUCGCAUCUGUCAAAUCAGCUGUUCCUCAAUUCGCCCACGAUCGCCUGGACGUAUUGAUAUGCAACGGUGGCAUUAUGGACGUCCCUCCCGCUGUCAGCGUGGAUGGGUUUGAGAUUCAUAUGGCCACCAAUCAUCUUGGACACGCCUUGCUCAUUGAUAGGCUCCUACCUGUGAUGCUCCAAACCGCGUCUCUUCCACAGACAGACGUGCGAAUCAUCAUACUCAGCUCUGCAGGAUUUAUACUCCACCCAAAGGACGGACUCGCUUGGGACAAAUUAUCAUCAGCCCAGAGCGGGUUCGUGGAGUCCAUGACAAGAUACGGCCAAAGUAAACUUGCAAACCUUGUAUAUGCGGCCGAGCUUGCACGCCGAUAUCCUCAAAUACUCAGUGUUUCUGCUCACCCCGGGUUUGUUGCCACGAACUUAAUCCACAAUUCCUCCGCUCUGGCCAAGCUUUACUCAUAUGGGAGGCACUGGCUGAGAGGGGAAUCUAUCCUUUUGCCACACCAGGGAGCUUUAAAUUCAUUAUGGGUGGCAGCUGGGGCGAAGCGGAACAACCUUGUGAAUGGUGCAUACUACGAGCCAGUUGGUGUUCUUCGAAAGCCGGAUGGCCUCCCGUCCAGUGAGGAAUUUGCCAAGCGAGUGUGGGUUUGGACGGACGGCGUUUUGGCUAACUUUCGCUAA
Molecule: messenger RNA, 939 nt
Organism: Clonostachys byssicola
Lineage: Eukaryota; Fungi; Ascomycota; Sordariomycetes; Hypocreales; Bionectriaceae
Source: the annotation of a GenBank genome assembly